UUGCCCGCUCAGUUUAAAGACACCGGGAGACUGAGACAAGAGAGGAAACCUCGCAGGCGGGGCUACGCCGGCUGCAUUCUGUCUGUCUCCUUUUCUGCUCUGCGUUUAUCUUUAAACGGCCGAGGCUCGUACGUGAAUAACUGAAGCGGCGGCACCACAUUCAACAGGGUGAGGAAGACAAACUUCCUCCGUUUCUUUCGCCUCUGCAUGCGAGAAAAUUAGAAGAGAGGAGACGAGAAAGAGAUGUGUGGACACUUGCGGAGAGUUUUAAAGGAAGAAAACAUCACAGUGUAGAGUCUCUUGUUGCUCUUUUUGUUCUCGAGUCGUCAACCUUCAAAGUUAUGAAUAAAAGAAAGUGGGAGGGGAGGCGAGAAGGCUUCAAGGUCAGCUCUGCGCGGGAAGAUGCGCAGGGGCCAGGGCGCCCCUCCGCCAGAGGGCGCUUCUCUGAGUCUUGGAAGAGACUCAGCUCCAGACAGGGUUCUACCAAGAGGUCAGGGUUGGCCUCGCAGCAAGCAGUGGCACAGAAAUCAUGGAUAGAAAGAGCAUUCAGCAAGAGAGAGUGUGUGCAUGUUAUUGUAAGCACCAAAGACCCCCAUAGGUGCUGUUGUGGCCGUCUAAUAGGUCAACAUAUUGGCCUGCCCCCCAGCAUCUCAUCCAAUCAGAAUGAGAAAUCAGAGCGUGUGCCAAAGAAUGACAGCUUGUCCGAGAAAUGGUCCAUCAGCAAGCACACACAGCUCAGUCCCACCGAUGCCUUCGGUACCAUCGAGUUUCAAGGGGGUGGACACAGCAACAAAGCAAUGUAUGUUCGAGUGUCUUAUGACACAAAGCCAGACUUACUGCUCCAUCUGAUGACGAAGGAGUGGCAGCUAGAACUCCCCAAACUCCUUAUCUCUGUUCACGGAGGUCUCCAGAACUUUGAGCUGCAGCCCAAACUCAAGCAGGUCUUUGGCAAAGGUCUUAUCAAAGCUGCCAUGACCACCGGGGCCUGGAUCUUCACUGGAGGAGUUAACACUGGGGUCAUUAGGCAUGUUGGUGAUGCUCUUAAAGAUCAUGCUUCCAAAUCCAGAGGAAAAAUCUGCACUAUCGGCAUUGCCCCCUGGGGCAUUGUGGAGAACCAGGAAGACCUAGUGGGCAAAGAUGUUGUCCGGCCGUACCAAACAAUGUCUAACCCUCUAAGCAAGCUCACAGUCCUCAAUAGUCUACACUCGCACUUCAUUCUGGCUGACAACGGCACCACCGGAAAAUAUGGGGCUGAGGUUAAACUACGCAGACAGCUUGAGAAACACAUCUCUCUGCAGAAGAUCAACACACGGAUUGGACAGGGCGUUCCGGUGGUGGCUCUGAUAGUGGAGGGAGGCCCUAAUGUGAUCUCUAUCGUGCUGGAGUACCUGAGAGAUACCCCUCCUGUUCCUGUGGUGGUGUGUGAUGGCAGUGGACGUGCUUCCGACAUCCUAGCUUUUGGCCAUAAGUACUCUGAGGAAGGCGGACUCAUAAAUGAAUCUUUAAGAGACCAGUUGUUGGUGACCAUUCAGAAGACAUUCACGUACAGUCGGACUCAGGCCCAGCAUCUCUUCAUCAUUCUGAUGGAGUGUAUGAAGAAGAAAGAACUGAUAACAGUGUUCCGGAUGGGAUCAGAGGGACACCAGGACAUUGACCUGGCCAUUCUUACAGCUCUCCUAAAGGGUGCCAAUGCAUCCGCUCCCGAUCAGCUGAGUCUGGCUUUGGCCUGGAACAGAGUCGACAUCGCUCGCAGCCAGAUCUUCAUUUACGGACAGCAGUGGCCUGUUGGUUCUCUGGAGCAGGCUAUGCUGGAUGCUUUGGUGCUGGACAGAGUGGAUUUCGUGAAGUUGUUGAUAGAGAAUGGCGUGAGCAUGCAUCGUUUCCUCACACUGUCCAGACUCGAGGAGCUCUAUAAUACGAGACAUGGGCCAUCCAACACCCUGUACCAUCUUGUCAGAGAUGUGAAAAAGCAAGAAUAUCCAGGGUUCAGUUGGAUCUACCUCAAGGGUAACCUUCCUCCUGACUAUCGCAUCAGCCUCAUUGACAUCGGAUUAGUCAUCGAAUACCUCAUGGGCGGAGCCUAUCGCUGCAAUUAUACCAGAAAGAGAUUUCGGACCCUCUAUCACAACCUUUUUGGACCCAAGAGACCGAAAGCCCUAAAGCUGCUUGGAAUGGAGGAUGACAUGCCCAUCAGAAGAGAACGUCAGAAAACCACACGGAAGCGGGAAGAGGAAGUGGAUAUUGACUUGGAUGACCCGGAAAUCAAUCACUUCGCGUUCCCAUUCCACGAGCUUAUGGUUUGGGCGGUGCUGAUGAAACGGCAGAAGAUGGCCCUGUUCUUCUGGCAGCACGGUGAGGAGGCCAUGGCCAAAGCUCUGGUGGCCUGCAAACUCUGCAAAGCCAUGGCUCAUGAAGCAUCAGAGAAUGACAUGGUAGAUGACAUCUCACAGGAGCUCAACCAGAACUCAAGAGAGUUCGGUCAGCUGGCUGUGGAGCUGUUGGAUCAGUCUUAUAAGCAGGAUGAACAGAUGGCCAUGAAGCUGUUGACCUAUGAGCUGAAGAACUGGAGUAAUGCCACCUGUCUGCAACUGGCUGUGGCCGCCAAACAUAGGGACUUCAUCGCCCAUACCUGCAGCCAGAUGCUCCUCACAGACAUGUGGAUGGGACGUCUGCGUAUGCGCAAGAACUCUGGCCUGAAGGUCAUCCUGGGCCUGCUUCUCCCCCCUUCGAUACUGAGUCUCGAGUUUAAAAAUAAGGACGAAAUGUCGUAUAUGCCUCAGGAUCAGGACACCUACCUGCAGGAGAAGGAUGUGGAUGAACCAGAGAAACAAGCCAAGGAGAAAGACGAUGAGGACAUGGAGUUCACAGUAAGAUCUUACUGUGAGACGCAGUACAACUCCGUGGCUAUGCUGGGAAACGUCAGUUCACAAGCAUCCCGUAAGAAACAGGUGGCGGAAGUUCAGAGCCGACAUCGUCUUAUUCCACUGGGUCGCAAAAUUUACGAGUUUUACAACGCUCCAAUUGUCAAGUUCUGGUUUCACACGUUGGCCUAUGUAGGAUACUUGAUGCUCUUCAACUAUAUUGUGCUGGUGAAGAUGGACCUCUGGCCUUCCUCUCAGGAGUGGAUUGUUAUUGCUUACAUCUUCACCAAUGGAAUCGAAAAGAUGAGAGAGAUUCUCAUGUCAGAACCAGGCAAGCUCCUGCAAAAGGUGAAAGUGUGGUUACAGGAGUACUGGAACGUCACUGACCUCAUGGCCAUUCUCAUCUUCUCCAUUGGGAUGGUGCUCCGUCUGCAAGAGCCGCCGCUGAUGAGCUAUGGAAGAGUCAUCUACUGCGUCAAUAUCAUUUAUUGGUACAUACGACUGCUUGACAUCUUCGGAGUGAACAAAUACCUGGGCCCAUACGUCAUGAUGAUUGGAAAGAUGAUGAUUGACAUGAUGUAUUUCGUGAUCAUCAUGUUGGUGGUGCUGAUGAGUUUCGGGGUGGCACGGCAAGCCAUCCUAAAUCCCAACGAAGACCCAUCCUGGAUGCUGGCACGCAACAUCUUCUUCAUGCCGUAUUGGAUGAUCUAUGGAGAGGUGUUUGCCGACCAAAUUGACCAUGUGAAUAGUAGGAAGCUACAGCACAAAGUGAAUGACAAACUCUGGCUGGUCGAAAAUUACAUUCGCACCCAAGGAACUGGGCGUACCAGUGGUCCAUCUCAUAUAGCUCCAUGCGGUCAGAACAUCACCAAUGAAGACGGAGUCAUUGUGGCCCUACCACCCUGCAAGACUGGUGCUUGGAUUGUACCUGCCAUUAUGGCCUGCUACCUGCUGGUGGCCAACAUCUUACUGGUUAACUUGCUAAUUGCUGUCUUCAAUAACACGUUCUUCGAGGUGAAGUCCAUCUCCAAUCAGGUAUGGAAGUUCCAGAGGUACCAGCUGAUCAUGACUUUCCACGAACGUCCUGUUCUUCCUCCUCCCCUCAUCAUCUUCAGCCACAUAACUAUGGUUCUCAAACACCUUUGCUGUCGCUGGAGGAAGCACGAUGAGGAUGAGAGGGACUAUGGGCUGAAGCUUUUCAUCACUGAAGAUGAGCUGAAAAAGGUACAUGACUUUGAAGAGCAGUGCAUGGAGGAAUAUUUCAGAGAGAAAGAUGACCGCUUCAAUUCAUCCAAUGAUGAGAGAAUACGUGUGACAUCUGAAAGGGUGGAGAACAUGGCAAUGCGUCUGGAGGAGGUAAACGAGCGGGAACAUUUCAUGAAAGCCUCCCUGCAGACUGUUGACGUCAGGCUUGCCCAGAUGGAGGAGCUGAUCGCCCGCAUCGCCGUGACACUGGAACGGGUUGCUGGUGUGGAUCGAGGUGAGGUCAACAAAGCGCGUUCCAGGACAUCGUCUGACUGCACCGAUACGAACUACAUCCUUCGCCAAAGCAGUUUCAACAGCCAAGAAGGUAAUUCCUACAAGCUUCAGGAGUCACUGGAGCAGGGUGGAGAAGAGUCCAUUUCCCCUACUUCACCAACCGCUAUGGCGCCACGCAUCCGCAGUCACUCCUUCUACGUGAGCCAUUCCUCCAAGGACAGGUGUGGGGCAGAUCGAGCAGAAGGUAUUUUAAAAGAAAGGCUGUUCAGCCUCCACCGGGCGAACAGCUCACAGUCUGUAUCCUCUGGAGCAGGACCCAAAGAGUCCAAACCCACACCUUUGAAUACUUUAGCAGUGCAGCAGCAACAUCGCCCCUCUUCCUGCAUAGACAUCUAUGUUUCCGCCUCGGAGGACGUUCCAACCACCGACAGCUUCCUGGAGCCAGUCAGGAAAGUUCCAACUCUUGCUCGGGAAUCGUCUCUUCAUUCGGAGAUCAUGGAUGCGAUGCUCUCAGGGGGACGGGACUGCAGUGGAAGGGCAGGGGGAAGUGAAAGACAGUCUGACGGUACAGUCCUAUUCGAGGACAGUGCCGCCGCUGAUCUAUCGCUCUGCUCUGCCCACCUGCUGCGAGACACCCUUCCCUCCUGGGACCUGGACCCCUCACCGCCACCAUCAGCCGGUGUCCUAGAGCGUUCCAAGAGCAGUCGCUUCCUGUCAACAGCAGGACCUCUGUUCCUGGACGAGCCCCAAUUAGUUAAGUCCCACAGCCUAAUGUUCACAUCACGGGGUUACUACGGUGGUAUGGGUGUGCAGGUUAAAGCAGCAGAGUAUACCAGCAUUACAGACUGCAUUGACACUCGUUGUGUCUCUACCCCUUACCCUGUCCCAGAGCGAUCUGACUCUCCCGGAGGCUCUUUUACAUUCGAUAAGCCCCAGGACCUGGGUGUCUCGCACCCCGAGCGAGAGGCCGAGCUCAGUCAUACAGAGUUUGAGCCAGAGGAGCCUCCGGAGGGAUCAACAGACACAGGUAGGGGGGGUCAGAGUAGCAGUAGUGGGGGAAUAGGUGUAGAUCUGGGCCUAGGCAUGGCACUAGGUCCGUUCUGCUCGCCGAUCUCUAGACUCGAGCGAGCGAACAGCUGCUCCUCUUCCGAAGAAUCCCACUCUAACAUCUACUCCCGAAAGAGUUUCUCCAUAAGUGAGAAAAUGGACAAGGGGCGCGGAAGCUCUAGGAAUCCGUUCCAGAAGGCUAGGGCUGGAGCAAGACUCGAGGGUAAGACAGACUCACUGUCCAUGAGGAAACUGGCCAAACCCUCGGCGUUCCAAAGUUUUGACAGCAGACAUAAUUACACGUGAUGAAAAUGGCAUUGUAGGUCUAGUUUCUGUAGGAUGGCUCUACCUCGUUUAAUUUACAAGGGCCAGUCCAUUAAUUAGUACCGAGUCUGAGUGGGUAAAUAGCUAUACACUGGAAUGUGUUAUCAAUCAUGCUUACUAAGCUUCUGUUUAUUUCCUAGUUUUGUCGAGCUCAUAAAUUCAGUACUUGACAAACAUUAGGGCAACAUUAGAUUCUAGUUCCUUUAGUCUUGCCAUAGCUGGAAUAUUCACAAUUACCAUUGAUGAUUCAUUCACAUCACAAACGAAAUCGUGCUUGAUCACGUUUAGUCAUUGCAUAGGAGUGGUGGUUUAAUUUCAAACCAAAUUAAAUUAACAAAGUUUAGGAGUGUAACAGUUCUAUAAAAUUGUAUGUUUGUUGUGUACACAAAGUCCUUUUGAUUUGACAUUGUGUAAUUUAGAAACUACACAUGUAUUGGUCAAGAUAUUGAAUUUUGAGGGAUCCGAUUUUAUCAUGAAACUUGAUUAGUAUUGUGAAAUACUUUGUACUUUUAAACCCUUGUGGAGAGUAUUUGUAUUCAAAUAACAUCAUAUUAAGUUGCAUGGGUGUCUGGAUAUGAGUUCAAGGUUUAAUACAACAUUAAUACAACAUAUUUUUUUAAGGCCUAAAUGUUAAAGGGGCCAUGGCAUGAAAAUCUGACUUUUUCCAUGUUUAAGUGCUAUAAUUGGGUUCCCAGUGCUUCUAUCAACCUAGAAAAUGUGAAAACCCAGUAACUUAGUUUUGGUAAACCAUUCUCUGCAAGCAUGUGGAAAAUAGCUCAUUGAAAUUUGUCUCCUCUUAUGAUGUCAUAAGGAGAUCUUAUUAUAAUAAUACCGCCCCUUAAUCUGCACUAUCCAACCACGCCACAGCCAUUUAGUGCAAAGAAAGAGAGAGAAAAUAAUUCACAGCACAAUUGAGUUAAAUUGCAUCAAACCACCAUCAUUGCAAUCAGUGUUUGAAUUUCAUCAGCUCAUUUUUGCUCGCACCUACCUAAGUGUCAAUUUUAACAUGUUAUAAAAAAAUAAUCUAUAUGGUAUUUUGAGCUAAAACUUCACAUGUGUACUCUGGGGACACCAAAGAUUUAUUUUACAAAUUAAAAAAGUCUUGUGACAUGGCCCCUUCAAUGUUUUGUCCUUUGUUGUUUGCAUUGUCCCAAAUUCAUCACAAGAGGGCGAUCAUUUCAGCCCAUUUUUACCAGGGUAUGUUGGAAUGGAAUACUAGCUUACUGCACAGAAUAUACUGCAUACUAUUUUUAAAAAGUAUACAGUAGGUUUCAAAACAAUAGCAUGCUACACUGUUGUCUUAUGACUGUAUUGCAUGUUUAAUUCUGACCGUUAUUUUGCAUAAUUAUUCUAAUUUUUGUAAGAAACGUUUUGUAUUAUCAAUAAUGAAUAAACAAAGGGUUGUUAUUAAAUAUUAUUACAGUACAUUUUCACGGGAAGGCCAAGUUUAGAAAUCCACAGUGUUGUCUAGUAAUAUAAAUAUUUUGGGGGAAACGUUGGUCAUCUGGGUAAUUUAUACAAUGCACAGGAUAUAAACUGCACUCUGAAGAGUUUGGAUUAGUAUGGUAGUAUGCCAUUCCAAACAUUCCUUUAGAUUUAGACAAGCACUGCUAAACCACAGAAUUUUUUGUUUUAAAGCAUAGGAGAAACAUGUAUUAUUUAAGUGUAUCUUUUCACAGAACAGGUACUAUAUGUUGACUUGCUAUGCAAGACACUACAGAGAGUCGACCGUAAGAAGUGUUAUGCACUUUAGGGCAGAAGUUAUUAUGCACAACAAUCUGAUCACUAAUCAACCUGACAGUUUUUGGAGAGCAGAAUCACAAAAGAUACAUACACUAUUUAAUGUUAGUAUUGUGACAGGAUAAUAAAUGACCAAGAAUAGAAAAUAUUUAAUCUAUUGUUUUUAAUUAUAUGCCUUCGCAAAUUUCUUCCUAUGGUUAAUCGAUGUCAAAUAUGUAUAUAUAGUAUUUCAAAUGUUGUUUAUGAUAAAAAAUAUUUUUAGCAUUGAUUUAUUGUAGUGGGCAUUCAGGAUAUUCAGGAGAUCUGCACAGACUAGGCCUCAUUUUAGUGAGAAUUGUAUUGCUUUAAUCGGUUGAAUUAGAGCAAAUUAUUCACGCUUCUCUCCCCACACUGUAAAAAAUUGCAGCAUUUUGGUCAAUUCAACAAAUAAUAAAAAAAUCAAGUUAAACAAUUUCAACUUGCAUUUAUAAAUUGUCAACUUUUUGAAGCCAAAUCUUAAAAUAGUAGGUUGAAUUGACUUGCAAAAUCAAGUUGUUUUAACCUAAUGCUGCAAUUUUUUUUUUUUACAGUGCAUAUAUGUUGUUGAUCUAUUAAAAAGCAAUACAGAAAUGUGUGCACAAAUCUAGUCUACUCAAAUCUUUUUAAAAAAGUAAGUAAAUAAUUAAUUAUUUCCUAUAUCCUCAAUGCAUCUAAUUUCACCAUACACUAUAUCAAAGAAAAUUUCCUUUGCCUUACUCAUGUGCAAUACUGCUAAGAGAUUUGAAAACAUAAUGUCACGGUGUUCUGAAUGGUAGACGUGAAAACUUUGUGUUAGUUUGUGUGUGAACCAAAAACAAAGUAUUAAAAUAAAUUAUUAUUUUUCUGUGCAUAGCAGUAAUUCCAAUCACUGUGGUUUUCAAAUGUCUGAUGAUCUUAAUCACAAUAUUAGCACAGAAUGUUAAUCGGAUUUGCAUUAUAUUAUAACAAACACCAUUUUCUGUUUGGGCCUUCUGUCAUCUGUCAGCGAAGGGGCUAACAGUUUUACAAGGUGUUAUUGCUGCAAAGAGCUUUAAAAUGGAGGUUUGAGAGAAUAAACUACAGGCAACAAACUUGUUGGACUGGUUCCAGCAAAAGCAGAAAGAAAAUGUGAUUGCUCUUAUAAGUUAUUAAAUGCAAGUUAUCCUGUUUCACUUUCUUCUUAAAGAGUUUUUGUUAUAGAGCAAGAAUAUUUAUGACACCUGUUUUUCACAUGUAAAUGUUCUGUAUAUGAUCUGUAAAUCUCGAUGUGGAUGUAAAAAUCAAGUUUAAUAUGACAGGAUUUUAAGAAGAACGUUUCUUUCUGAUAGAAGACAUUACACUAUAACAACCUACCCAGUGUGCCAAAUGAUAUGACAUAACUUUAUGUACAGUAUUUUCUUAAUAUUUUCCUAUACUGUAGCAUAAAAGGUUGUGAAUUGUAUACCACUUUUAGUCAGGUUCUCCCUUCCUCUUCUUUUUUAAACUUAUUGGUGAGCACUUGUCUGCUAAAAAGUCCAAGCACAUGUUUCUGCAAUAAUGCUGUAGCUUGAACUGAAAGGUCUUAGUUUAUUUAGUGUCUUCAAAAUGCAUGUUGUUCUUCCAAAAGAUUUGAGCUCAGUGAAUUACGAGUGAUCAGCAAGUGGGGAUGAGAAGUCUCUUGUCCUCUUAUACGGUAGAAGGCUUCGUAUUUGGAUGCGAAUACAAAUGUGUACAAUGUAUUCCUGUGAAUAGGAUGUUUGGCAUGUAUUAUCAAAAUAAAAUAUUGCAUAUACACAUCA
Messenger RNA from Paramisgurnus dabryanus, 9226 nucleotides. It is a transcript of the gene trpm3, whose product is annotated as transient receptor potential cation channel, subfamily M, member 3. Gene Ontology annotation, cellular component: plasma membrane. Gene Ontology annotation, molecular function: monoatomic cation channel activity. NCBI's taxonomy places the organism in Eukaryota, Metazoa, Chordata, Actinopteri, Cypriniformes, Cobitidae. Gene Ontology annotation, biological process: monoatomic cation transmembrane transport; protein tetramerization; metal ion transport. The record is from RefSeq and is a predicted model, not a curated record.